Monopterus albus (swamp eel) is the source of this 1999-nucleotide messenger RNA. It is a transcript of the gene dhrs11a, whose product is annotated as dehydrogenase/reductase 11a. The record is from RefSeq and is a predicted model, not a curated record. Gene Ontology annotation, molecular function: oxidoreductase activity. Lineage: Eukaryota; Metazoa; Chordata; Actinopteri; Synbranchiformes; Synbranchidae. The transcript is spliced from 7 exons. Bases 282 to 1049 code for a protein of 255 amino acids.
CUCGAAGACAAAGUGGGAGGUAAUGUAAACCAAACACUCGGGUUCUUCAUAUUUUAUCGAGUGGAGCGCAUGGACCCUGGCUUAACACACACUGUGUGACGCUGUCCUCGAUGCUGCACACGCUGAGACAGGAGGCUGUGGCUGCUGCCUUACUCCAUUUGAAUACAUCGCACAAAAUACUGAUAGCUGCGAUUGUGAUAGUUUAAACCAAACAGAGAGAGAGAUACGUAACGGGAGCCGCAUUUUCGUGCGCAGUGACCGGUGUAGGCAGUGCGUUGGAGAUGGAGCGAUGGACAGGCAGAGUGGCCCUGGUGACCGGAGCCUCGGUGGGGAUUGGUGCGGCUGUAGCCCGGGCACUGGUCCAGCAAGGCAUGAGGGUUGUCGGCUGUGCCAGGAAUGUCGACAAAAUAGAGAAGCUGGCAGCAGAAUGUCAGAGUGCAGGCUACAGUGGCACAUUGAUCCCUUACAAGUGUGAUCUGUCCAAUGAGGAGGAGAUCCUCUCCAUGUUUUCAGCAAUCAAAACACUGCACAAGGGCGUGGACGUUUGCAUCAACAAUGCUGGACUGGCCCAGAAUGAGCCCCUGCUCAGUGGAAAGACUGAGGGCUGGAGGAACAUGAUCGACGUCAAUGUGUUAGCUUUGUCUAUCUGCACCCGUGAAGCAUACAAAUCAAUGAAAGAGAGGAAUGUGGACGAUGGCCACAUCAUCAAUAUUAACAGUAUGAGUGGGCACAGAGUAGCUCCAAGUCCUGAACUGCAUUUCUACGCUGCCACUAAAUAUGCUGUAACUGCUCUGACUGAGGGGAUACGACAAGAGCUCCGAGCAGCAAACACUCACAUCAGAGCCACGUGUAUAUCUCCUGGAAUAGUGGAGACUGAUUUUGCUUUUAGGCUCCACAACAGUGAUCCAGAGAAAGCAGCUGCAGUGUAUGAGAAUAUGAAAUGUUUGAAAGCAGAAGAUAUAGCCACUGCAGUCACAUUUGUCCUCAGUGCCCCUCCUCAUGUCCAGAUUGGAGAUGUGCAGAUGAGGCCAGUAGAGCAGGCCUCAUAGCAGUGAGCCAGAUCCAAGGAGCAGCCACGGUGACUCCUUAGCAACCUCUGCUGGGCAAAAGGGGUGGGGUGGGGAAUCAAACAAAUCAAUUACAGCUUUGUUGGAUUUGCAGGGAGGUGAUCAAGGAGGGAUAAGAGCCUUAAGGAGGCUGUAAAAGAAGCGCAUGGAGUUUUGGAAUCACUACUGAAUGCAACAACCUGGUAUUUGUGAAUUGUUGAGCUCAGUCCUGAAUUGGGCUGACCCCAAACUAUGGUAGGAACAAAUAACAAAGGAGACAGUUGCUGCUGUGCUACAUGGUCAUCUGCAUGACCAUCAGAUGUAAGGGUAUGCCACUGAUUGCACUUUUUUUGGGGGGGGGUUGUUUUUUUUUUGUUGUUGUUUUUGUAGGUCAAGUAUUUUACCUUAUGGUCAGAGAUUACAGUAACUAACCAGAGACAGUACUAUGUCACACUCACUAUAACUAGCUAUCAACAGUCUGUUCAUCUUGUUUUCACACUUUGUUACCCUUGUUUGGAUCUAUUCAGUUUUUGAGCCCAUAUAAAGAGUUGGGAAAAGCAUAAAAGAGAUCUGCCUUUGUUAAGCCCACAAGUUUCUACAGUCCAUCUUUUUGCCUGUGUAAUUAUGGUUCUGCACUUUGGAUUAAUUUGUCAGUAGUUUAAAAAAAAAAAGAAAACAUCAGCAACUUAUGUUGGGGAGGAAACUAACUUGGUGCACAAGUAUCCCUUAGAAAUGUGUACCUUUUAGUGUAAACUUCUCAUUAAAUGAAAACAUUUGCCCCGAUCUAAGUUACAUUUUGUGUUGUGUUCACCAGAAUCGCUGUUCACAUCAGUUUGCCAUCAAAGAAAUAACAUUACAGAGCUGCAUGACCCAUGUCCUCAAAUGUUAACCACAAGAUUUUUUUUUCAGCAGCGCCCUGUUGCAUUUAAACCCAAUAAAUGAGUUGGCCACUA